AUCACAAUAAUAGCAGACGAUAUGACGUGAAAAAAGCCGACUUGUCGAAAUAAGAAAUUCCACGUUGUUCCCAAAACAAGUAAUGGCUGGAAAAGGAUUACUUUUAAAGUGUAAUUUGCUGGGAUACCGCUUUCAGAACCUUCAAAGACUAUGUCUCCGAACAUUUCUAUCGGAUGCCUACCAAUGUGAUGCUGAAUGGAAGGGAAGAUUGAAUAAUCCAUUACUAGAAAAACUAAAAAAUGAAAAUUUUUAUGGAGAGUUAAUGAAAAAAUUCCAGAAGGAAAGCAAAGCCAGUGCGAUUGAUGUUGAUUUGUUCUCCACUUUUGUCUUGAAUGAGCUGCAUCUAGAUGAUUUGGAAGCUAUUACUCAGAAAUUUCGAAGAUGCCCAAACACUAUUCAUGCCCUUCCCUCUACUGGUCAUUCAGUUAUUAGAACAUUCUUGGAAUUCAAGCAUACUGACUCUUUGCUGAGAAUGGUUGAUGAUCGUCUCAACUAUGGACUGUUUCUAGAUUAUUAUUUGAGUAAUUUGUUGAUGGAUUCGUUUCUCAAGCAGGGAAACUUCCGCGAUGCUGCCAAGGUUGCAAUUCAGCUGAUGCUUCAAGAAGAGUUUGACCAUCCAAUUACUAGUCAUCUGGCAUUGUAUUCAUGUUAUUGCUAUCUCAACAAUCCACAGCCAGACCCUUGGGAUCCACAACCUAAACCCAAACCUGUGGAACCUGUGGAAGAUGUCAAAGUUCGAGUUGACUACAUUCGUGAGCCAUUCUUUGACGAUCAUUUUGAUCUUACCCAACCUCACCAUCUUAUUGGCAAGACUCUCGUUGGAUUCGGAAAACACUUCCUUCGUCAGUCGCCUGAUUCUGUGGCUUAUACUUCCAUUCUAUUGGGAUGGACUUUGUUUGAGAAACAUGACAAGAUUAUCCAAACUUUAGAUACGAUACUGGGAUCAUCCUCUAAGCCGCAGCUAUUAAAGGAAGAGCUAGAGCUAUGCAAAAAGACAGUGCAGGAAUCCACAAACUUACCCGAAAAUUUUUUGGAAAACUUCAAUAACCGAGUGAAUCAACUGGAAACUGAAGGUUUUGUCGUUCCUGGUAAUGUGAACGAUAUUUUGAAACAGCGAAUCAAGGACGCUGUCAGCAAGCAUGAAAACGAGGAUAUUCAACGUCAAAAAGAACAAUACCAACUCUGGGAACAGCAGAGAGAACAAGAAAUCGAAAGACAAACCCAAGCUAUUGAACACCGAAAACGGCUGGCCAUUCUGGAAGCUAAGAAAAAGGAAUUGCAAGAGAAAGAAGAGCAGCUUUACUUCUUCGAUAACUUGGAUGAGUGGGAGUUGCGACACGAGGAAAAAAUAUUGCAAAAGGAAAUGCUUAUUAAACAACAAGAGGGAAGAGGUAAAAGGAUCAGUUCCAAAUUGCUGCGACAGGCCGAAGAAGACGCAUACUUUCCACCAGAAAUUACACCGAAUAUGAGGCAAAAGUAGGACCCUUUCGAUCUUAAUCUUCCCUCAUUUUGUAUUUGAAUAUUUAGUCAUUGAUUGAAAUAACAGUUCAGUCUGAUAAAUAAAGAUCCAUGUCUUUUGA
Molecule: messenger RNA, 1580 nt
Organism: Daphnia pulicaria
Lineage: Eukaryota; Metazoa; Arthropoda; Branchiopoda; Diplostraca; Daphniidae
Product: 28S ribosomal protein S27, mitochondrial-like
Exons: 5
Coding region: 83-1480 (465 amino acids)
Cellular component (GO): mitochondrion
Source: RefSeq, a predicted model, not a curated record